AAUAUUAAAAUAAAAAAAAUAUAUAUUUUAUAAAUUUAUGAUAUUAAAUAUAGGGAAAUUCUAUAAUGCACCUCCUUAAAAUGGAUACAUUGAUGUACUCUUGUCUGUUUUAGCACCCGAAAUAAUUUUUUUGUCAAAUUUUUUCUCAUGGUUAUGUAUGUUAUAGUUAUUUAAGACAUCCUGCAAAAUUUUAAAAAUUUUGGAAAAGUUUAACAUGCUGAAAACUACGUUCAAACAGUGUGUUGCACGCGUGACUAUUUUAUUUUAUACACGUGUAAAAUAGACUGUUUGAACAUUGUUUUCUAUAUUGUAAAUUAUUCAGAAUUCCUCAAAAUUUUAUAGGUUAUCUUAAAUAGCUAUAAUGUACAUGAAUAUGAAAAAAAAAUUAGAUUAAAAAAUUCUUCUGGAUGCCGAAACAAGUAAAAGGUGUAUCAAUACAUCCCUUUUAAGGGGGUGCAUUGUAGAAUCACACUGAAAUAUAUUAUAUUUUAAAAACCAAAAUAAAGAAGAAAAAAAAAAAAAAAAAAAAACCCUAAUCAGAUCCCUCCCCUCUCUCUCUCAUAUUCUCUCUCACACCUCACCCCUGUUUGAAGCCGCCUGCCCACUGCCCAGAGAGUGGACGACGACGGAGACGACACCAUCUUCUCCUCUACUCGCUGUCGACGACGGCCAUCUCCUCCCUAAGUCGCCGACGGCAUCUUCACCAACUCCCUCCCCAACGACGACACAGCUCCUCCCUCCUCUGCUUCGCAAACGACACUGAGAAUUUGGCAGAAUUAAUUGGAGCAAUUCAUCACUCGCUGCAAAUCAAACCCUUCUCUCGCUUUCUUCAAAUCCUAUCAUCAGAGGUCAAUAUGAAGACAGUGUCAGGGACUGCGAUCUCUUCAAAGCCAUUAUCUCUAUCAAAAGCUACUUCAAUUCUGUCCACAUUUGUCUCUUCUGAUACUGGCGCUUCUCAAGCUAUGGCUGCAUAUCUUCGACGCUCGUUGGCAUCAUUCAAGGAGCUAAAACAGCUUCAUAAAGACCUCAAGACCAACAAAUCAGAACGCCAGAGGAAGAGGCAUAGAGCUGCUGAUGAUGAUGAGGGAGAGACAAAUGUUGGAGAAAGUGCAGCUCUAGUUUUAGACCCAACUCAAGAAGUAGUGCAACACGAGUUGGAACCUGAGCGUAAAAAACAACGCAGAUGAGUUCAUUGUUUGAUGAUUCUUCUUUUAAAGUUUCCCAAUGUUGGCUAGAUUUUUGGAUUUCUGAUUAGUAGGUUAACCAUCGUUUCGGUGUCUUUCUAUAAUCAAUGGCUAAGCCUCAAUUUUGUUUAGGUUAGUACCAUUUUAUGUUAGGUUAGAAAUUGAGUUUUACAUGCUAAGGUUGUAUCUUUAUUAUCAAGUUUAAUUGUUCAGAGCUCGUCUAUAUAAAUUUGUGUUGCGAACUGUAAUGUAUUUGUUCUGAUAUUUGAUUAGUAUACUAAUGAAGGUUAUAAAUUGGGCCUUUCAUGCUA
This is a messenger RNA of Cannabis sativa, 1495 nucleotides long. RefSeq lists its product as uncharacterized. Lineage: Eukaryota; Viridiplantae; Streptophyta; Magnoliopsida; Rosales; Cannabaceae. The coding region runs from base 855 to 1187 and encodes 110 amino acids. The transcript is spliced from 2 exons. The record is from RefSeq and is a predicted model, not a curated record.